CUGCAAUGUAAAGAUUAAAGAAUUUCAGUUCAAGUGAAGCAGUGAUUGUGUCAAGUUUAAAAUGUUUUUCGCAAAAAUACAAAGUAGAGGUGGCUGCGCGAUAAAGAGAGCUUCAGUUAUUCGUUUGCUAGUGACAGAACAGGAACCACUCCAACCACAGCAUAUCAACACCAUCUCAACUACAAAUCCCCCUGCAACUGCGAGCCAACAAACCGAUCCCGCAUUAGAAUGGGAAAAAGCACGCCCAUUCAGCGAACUUCCACGUGUUGGUGGACUUAAGUUGAUUAGUAAAUUUUUUCCGGGCGGUGCAUAUGCCAAAUUAGAUUUCAAAGACUUGGUGACAACUAUGCGCAACGAUUACGGACCUAUUUUCAUGAUGACAGCCAUGAUGGGUCGCCCCGAUAUCAUAGUGACGCACAAUCCCGACGAUUUUCCAAAUAUCUUUCGCAAUGAAGGCAUUUGGCCCAAUAGACCCUUCUCGGAAACUAUAGGUUAUCAUCGGAAUAAAAUGCGCGCAGAUUUCUUUCAGGGCGUCGAGGGCACAAUAUCAACGCAAGGCGAAAAAUGGAACACUUUUCGUAAGGUCGUCAAUCCAUUGCUUAUGCAGCCGAAAAAUAUUGAGAUGUAUACCAAUAAAUUAGCGCAAGUGAAUCAGGAAUUUGUCGAGCGCAUACGUUUAAUACGCGAUCCGAAAUCCUUAGAAAUGCCCGCUGAUUUUGAGGAAUGUUUACAUCGUUGGACCCUGGAAUCAGUGGCUGUUGUGGCUUUAGACAAACAGCUCGGUCUGCUGCGUGAGGACAGUGAACAUUAUGCUGAUGCUUUGAAACUCUUUGUUGCGUUAAAUGAGUUUAUGACACUUUCUUUGGACCUGGAUUAUAAACCAACACUGUGGAAGUUUAUAGCCACACCAAAAUUCAAACGCCUCAUGCAAUCAAUGGAUGAUAUACAGGCCAUAACAUGGAAGUAUAUAACCGAAGCAGUUAAGAAACUUGAAAGGGAAAGUCAACAAGGCAUCGAACGACCCACACAGGAGCAGAGUAUAUUAGAAAAAUUACUAAAGAAAGACAAGAAAAUCGCAACUGUCAUGGCUAUGGAUAUGCUUAUGGCGGGUGUUGAUACGACCACCAGUUUAACUGUUGGCGCCCUGCUCUGUUUAGCCAAGAAUCCCGAAAAACAAGAGCUGUUACGCGAAGAGGUGAUGCGUGUGCUGCCACAAAAAGACGGCGCUUUUAUAGACGAUCCACUAAAGCAUGCUCCUUACUUGCGCGCUUGUCUCAAGGAAUCUUUACGUGUUUACCCCGUGGCCAUAGGAAAUAUGCGUGUGCCAGUAAAUGAUCUAGUACUAAGUGGUUAUCAAGUGCCUAAAGGCACAUACGUCAGCAUGAUCUUCGCUCCAUUACAAUCGGAUGCGCGUUAUUACUCACGUCCUAUGGAAUUUUUACCGGAACGUUGGCUCCGUUCGAACUCGGAGGUGGAUGAACCACAGAAGAGAGAUACAGUGGAGUGUCCGCAAUCGAUAAAAGUGAGCAGUCCUUUCGUUUAUUUACCGUUCGGCUUCGGUCCAAGAAUUUGUCUUGGUCGCCGAAUAAGUGAAUUGGAAGUGGGUUUGGGUAUCGCAAGAUUGAUUAGAAAUUUCAAAGUGGAAUUUCAUUACCCGACGGAUAGGGCAUUUAAAGGCAUGUUAAUUAAUAUGCCAAAUAUACCGUUAAAAUUCAAAUUUACAGAUAUUGAUUGAUCAUGGAUUUGGAAUAUAAAUUAUUAUACAAAUGUACGUACUAUUCUUUCGAAAAUAAAAAGUAUACUUUUAAUAAUUCUUAAUAAA
Messenger RNA from Zeugodacus cucurbitae (melon fly), 1822 nucleotides. RefSeq names its product cytochrome P450 CYP12A2. Gene Ontology annotation, molecular function: heme binding; oxidoreductase activity, acting on paired donors, with incorporation or reduction of molecular oxygen; iron ion binding. Lineage: Eukaryota; Metazoa; Arthropoda; Insecta; Diptera; Tephritidae. The transcript is spliced from 5 exons. The record is from RefSeq and is a predicted model, not a curated record. The coding region runs from base 62 to 1735 and encodes 557 amino acids.